Engraulis encrasicolus (European anchovy) is the source of this 1449-nucleotide messenger RNA. RefSeq names its product actinodin3 (gene and3). The transcript is spliced from 5 exons. Lineage: Eukaryota; Metazoa; Chordata; Actinopteri; Clupeiformes; Engraulidae. The record is from RefSeq and is a predicted model, not a curated record. The coding region runs from base 32 to 1129 and encodes 365 amino acids.
CUGGUGAAAUCUGCUGGCAAAGACGGCAAGGAUGAGCGCCCACGGCUUUUGCACGGGGGUGUUGCUUUCCCUGGUGCUUCUGCCAGUCUUACUGGAGGCCACUUCAUUAUCGAAGGUUAUCAGUAGAAGAGCUGUGGAUGGCCUUAACAUUGACUCUGUCAAGGCCCAUAGUUUCCUGGCCAACUCCCGGCCGAAGCGCUCCCCGCCCCCGGACCCCAAGUGGUACCGCAAAACCCCAGACUUCCAGUCCUACUACCGCUACUACAACAGCAUAGGACACUACGAAGGGCUGUAUGAGGUCGACAAGAUCCGCAUCCUCUACCAGCAGAUGCGUCACCUGGAGCAGGAGUAUGGGCCUGAGGCCUACAAGUACCAGAGCCGUCUGGGAGUGGCGCCCACCACAGCUGCACCCACCACCACCACCACCACUCCCGCCCCCACCACCACCAUUCCGCCUCCGACCCUCCCGCCCUACUCCCAGGCCCCGGUCAUGUACCUGUGCAACCCCAAGGACCCCCUGUGCAAGGCCAACAUUGUCUACAUGCCCUCGGGGGCCGUGCCCAUCCUGUGCGACCCACGCCACCACCCGGCCUGCAAGCCCACUGUGGUGGAGGGCCCCCUAGAGGCGGCCAUCCCAGCUGCACCUGUGGCCCCGAAAGUGCCCGAGGUCCCUGAGGAGUCGGAGGAGGAGGAGGCUGAGGUGCCCGUGGCGGUGCCCCAACACUCGGACGCCCCUCAGGCCCCACCGGCGCUCAUCUUCAAGGGCAUGGAGUAUGACUGCGACCCCUACUGGGACCCCGACUGCUUGAUUGACAACCCGCCGCGGCCAAUCGUGGAGAAGGCUCCCGAGGUGGUCCCGCCUCCCGCUGCUCCAGCAGCCACUGAGGCGCCGCCUGCUCCACCUGCCCCGCCCACCCCUGCUGCUCCGAAGGAGGAGGAGGUGAAGGAGGAGGAAGAGGAGGAGGAGGUGGUGGAGGAGGCAGAGGCUCCAGCUGGAGACCUCACUGAUGCUGAUGCAGAGUCUUAUUUCGAUCCCUACGACUACCGCAGUGAACUCUUCAAUCCAUACCUCUACUCUGAAGAGGACACCACAGGUCCCGAGCCGGAGGACAGCCAAGCCGCAGCUUAACAGACUGUGAACGGAGUGGAGACGAGCAGAAGAUUUAGAGAAGGAAUGGUAGCUUGGAAAAAAACAAAAACAAAUUUAAAAAAACCAAAUAACAGUAAAACUGUGGAGAAAUCACGUGUUUAAUGUUUCACUCAAGUAACUGGAGAAAAUUUGUCAAAUAAACAAGAUAAAUGAACAUUCUAUCUGAAAUUCCAUUAACUAUACAUACAGUAUAUCAGUUGAAUGAAGUUUUUUUUAAAAACCCACAUCAUCUUACUCAGGCCAUCUUUUUGCAAUAAUGCAUUAGAAGAGUUAUUGUUUUUUUAUAAAUGCUCACCUUG